AUGUCAAACGUAUCCAAUACGAAUCUAGCCGAAACAUUAGAUCUUAUUUCUAUCCAAUUUAAUCGUUAUUUUUCCAUUUUUAUUUUUCUCUUUGGUACUAUUGGUAAUUUACUUAAUUGUCUCGUUUUAUCUCGACCAUCUCUUCGUUCAAAUCCAUGUACUUUCUAUUUUCUUAUUUCAUCAAUUGCAAAUAUUAUUUCGAUUAUCUUUGGUUUAACUUCAAGGAUACUAUCUGGAUGGCAUAUGGAUUUAACAAAUACAAAUGCAUUUCUUUGUAAAUUUCGUGCUUUUAUUAUGUUAGUUUCAAGAUCAAUUGCUUUCUGGUUGAUUGCAUUUGCUACGAUUGAUCGAUGGCUAUCAUCAUGUAUUGAAUAUCAACGACGACAAUAUAGUUCUUUAAAAAACGCUCAACAAGGAACAAUUUAUGUUGUGAUUUUAUCUUCUAUUUUUUAUUUUCAAGUACUCUAUUGUUAUGAUGCUAAUAUGAGUUUAGCACCACUUCGUUGCUAUGGUAAAACAAUCAUGUGUCGUUUAGUAACUGAUUUAACAUAUGCAGUAGUAACAAUCUUAUGUCCAUUAUUAAUUAUGUGUAUAUUUGGUUUAUUGACGAUAUCAAAUAUACGUCAAAUGCAUUCUAUGACAUCAUCACAAUCAAAAUUAAUUGAUGUAAAUGAAAAUAAUAAAAAAACAUUAAAAUCAACAAAUCCUCUAAGAGGAAGAAGAAAACGAAUUGAUCGAUAUUUACGUCAUGUACUUUUUGUUCAAAUUAUAUUUUUAACUAUUCUUACUAUUCCACAAGUUAUUGAAAAAUUAUACACAACAUUAACAAUGUAUCAAAGAAAAUCAUCAUUAAACCUAGCAAUAGAAGAAUUUAUCUAUAAUUUUGUUCUUCUGUUAACAUAUCUUGCAAGUGGAAUGCCAUUUUAUAUCUAUACAUUAAGUGGUGGAAAUACAUUUCGUAAUGCACUUAUGAAUCUGUUUAGAAUCGAUUAUAGACACACAUUGUUUAGAACAGAUUUAAAAUUAAAAGCCAUAGAAAAUACUUCUAAAUAG
Molecule: messenger RNA, 1053 nt
Organism: Adineta steineri
Lineage: Eukaryota; Metazoa; Rotifera; Eurotatoria; Adinetida; Adinetidae
Source: the annotation of a GenBank genome assembly